This is a messenger RNA of Pestalotiopsis fici W106-1, 615 nucleotides long. RefSeq lists its product as uncharacterized. The transcript has 3 exons. The coding region runs from base 1 to 615 and encodes 204 amino acids. The record is from RefSeq and is a predicted model, not a curated record. NCBI's taxonomy places the organism in Eukaryota, Fungi, Ascomycota, Sordariomycetes, Amphisphaeriales, Sporocadaceae.
AUGUCCACGGAGUUGCCUGGCGAAAGGGCUUUGGGCGACUUCCAUUGGAAUGGCGUGCCACUACGAAAUGUGCCUGCAUCCUGGGAUGAUUGCAAGUCUCUUCUCGACCACACGGUCUGGAUCGUCGACAACCUGCGAAGAUGCCCUUUCAACGCGCCGCGCGUUAUCCUGGAAAACUCAACAAAAAUUGAGAGACUGUUUCGCCCCCAGAUGAAGAGAAAUGAGCCACAGGACAAGUGGGAGAAGGCACAUGUUGAUUUGAACGACGAGAAUAAGGCUACAGCAUUAGCAUAUUAUCUCUUUUUCGACUCUGAUCAGCUCAUUCUUGACCGAGGCGUCAAUUGCUGCGGACAGUGCCGCAAUGAAAACAACUUUGGGCCAGGCGAUACAUGCUUCUCGGGUCUAAAGCAUGUACUCCAAGGAGCCUGCUUCAACUGCGUGUACAACAGCACAUCAGAUCUGUGCACGUUCAAGAGAGCUGCGGACACUGGCAGAUUCCUAGGUUUCACACAGAAUUUGUUGAAGCAGACAAGCACGGAAGCUUUGCUUGACAUGUACGACAUGACACUCGAAGAGCUUGAAGCACGCCGUAGACGAGGGGAGGAAGAGUCGUGA